AUGGCGAGAAAUGCGGGUCUUAUGGGUUUGGCAGCUACUGCCAUUGCUUUGGGUGUCAAUGAUGUGGGUAGGUAUUUGAGAACCAUCUUACCUCCUGUAUUAGCAUGUUUUGGAGAUCAGAAUGAUCAAGUUAGAUUCUAUGCUUGUGAAAGUUUAUACAAUAUUGCCAAGAUUGCCAAAGGUGAAAUUUUAGUAUACUUUAAUGAAAUAUUUGACGUCCUUUGUAAGAUAAGUGCAGACACUGAAAAUUCUGUCAGAGGUGCAGCUGAAUUAUUGGAUAGAUUAAUCAAAGAUAUUGUGGCCGAAAGGGCAUCUAAUUAUGUCAGUAUAGUGAACAAUAAUCCAAGAGACAUUCCUCCAGUGAUAAAUAUGGAUCCAUUAUCGGGUAAUGUUUACCAAAAUCAAUAUAAACAAGAUGAUAACCUGGCGUUUUCCUUACCAAAGUUUAUCCCACUGUUAUCAGAAAGAAUAUAUGCAAUUAACCCAGAUACGAGAGUGUUCUUAAUCCAAUGGUUAAACGUUCUUCUUAAUACACCAGGAUUAGAGUUAAUGGCUUAUCUUCCAUCAUUUCUGGGUGGAUUAUUUACAUUUCUGGGCGAUUCUCAUAAGGAUGUAAGAACAAUGACGCAUGCAUUAAUGGAUAUCUUGCUUCAUGAAGUGGAACAGAUAUCACAGUUACAAUUGAGUACAAGACAACGACAACUGGAAACAACAAAAGCAUUAUUAGAAAAGAAACUGGAAAAAUUACCUCCCAUUAAUAAGAAAAAUGAUGGGGCCUUAAUUGCAGAGAAGAAAAAAUCAUUAUUAAACGCCCUUGAAGAAUUAUCUUCAAAUGAUAGUAAUGUAUCCGAGAAAAAUAGCACAUCUCUUGUCAAGGACUCUUCUGUGAUUCAAGAGGAGUCACAUGAUGAACUCAACGAUAUUGAACAUCUUGAAUUAGAUUCACUUCGUGACGGUGAGGAGUACAUUCCUGGGCAAGACAUUCAUUUGAAUUUUCCUGAAAUAAUCGCCAUCUUAGUUAAUAAUUUGGCUUCUUCCGAGACUGAAAUUCAAUUAAUUGCAUUACGUUGGAUGGAUACUAUCCUAUCAAUUUCUGCUAUUGAUUUCAUUCCCUUUUUCUCAAAUAUUCUUUCAGUGUUAUUAAAGUUGUUAAGUGAUUCAGAUCCUCAUGUUAAUGAAUUAGCGCAUAGUUUUAAUGGGAAAUUACUUUCACUAUGUAGUAACCUUGACCAGGCUGAAAGUGAUAAGAGCAAUAUUGCAUAUGGCUCCAUCCUCAAUAAUCUUACGUUACAAUUUUUUGAUGGCCAAGUGGAGGCGAAAGUUGCAUAUUUAGACUGGUUAUCUUUAAUAUAUCAAAAGGCGCCUAAUCAGAUCCUAGAACAUAAUGAUAGUUUGUUCUUAACCCUCUUGAAAUCAUUAUCUCAUCAAGACACUAGAUUAAUUGAAAAAGCCCUUGAUUUAUUGAAAAACCUGUGUUCGGAUUCCAAUGACGAUUAUUUAAAGAAAUUUUUACAGGAUUUCUUGAAUCUUUUGAAAAGAGACUCGAAACUUUUGAAGACAAGAGCAAAUUAUAUCAUCGGGCAGAUAUGUGUGAAACUGUCACCUGAACGUGUUUACCGUACCAUUUCAUCAUUACUAAAUUCGUGCGAUGAUCUUAUAUUCGUUAGGAUGAUGAUUCAAAUAUUGAGUAAUAUUUUAAUUACCUCUCCAGAAAUGCAUUAUUUGAGAAACAAAUUACGAUCUGGCGAUGAUAGAAUAUUGUUUAAUAUUCUAUUCAAAUCAUGGUGUCAUAACUCUGUUUCCCUUAUAUCAUUAUGUCUUGUGUCGGAAAGUUAUGAAUUGGCCUAUUCUGUGCUGCAAAAUUAUGCCAAUUAUGAGAUAAAAGUUAGCGAUUUGGUCCAAUUAGAUAUCCUAGUGCAACUUUUUGAAUCUCCCGUCUUUACGAGAAUGAGAUUACAAUUAUUAGAACAACAGAAGUACCCAUAUUUGUAUAAAUGUCUAUAUGCCAUUUUGAUGAUUCUUCCGCAGACAAAGGCUUUUGAAAUUUUGAACAGAAGACUAAGCAGUGCAAACAUUUGGAUAUCCCAACCGUAUCCUAACUUGGGUAUGACGAAGACUAGGAACUCGUCGUCAUCAUCUGUUGGAAUAAAUGGUUCAAACAUUUCUGAUAUAUCACAACGUAGUGUCAGUCAAAAUAAGCUUUAUUACCAAGAAUUACUAGAUCAUUUUAAUAACACAGUAGAGAAAGAGCAAGCAUAUUUGGAAAAUCCUGUGUCUUCCAAAGAACCUGACUUGCCACUAUUGGGCACAUUUAUGGACGUUCCUGAAGAUCGAUCGUUUGCCUCUUCAGUGGCAGCUAAAGUUCUGACACCAAGUAUGGGCGGUAGCAUUCAUGCUGAUGAAGCUGGUGUUCAACCGAUUGAUAAUAGCUCUGUCAUAUACCAACCUACACCAUCUGCCAGAGGUAGUACUAGAUCAAUAAAUACUGGUACAUUUAAGACCACGGCAAGUCAGGAAAGAUAG
Molecule: messenger RNA, 2523 nt
Organism: Naumovozyma castellii
Lineage: Eukaryota; Fungi; Ascomycota; Saccharomycetes; Saccharomycetales; Saccharomycetaceae
Gene: VAC14
Product: Vac14p
Exons: 1
Coding region: 1-2523 (840 amino acids)
Source: RefSeq, a predicted model, not a curated record